Messenger RNA from Dendrobium catenatum, 1244 nucleotides. RefSeq names its product NEP1-interacting protein 1. The record is from RefSeq and is a predicted model, not a curated record. Bases 193 to 894 code for a protein of 233 amino acids. NCBI's taxonomy places the organism in Eukaryota, Viridiplantae, Streptophyta, Magnoliopsida, Asparagales, Orchidaceae. The transcript has 5 exons.
GUGUCCCACAGAUUUCCAAGGCACAAAUAGGCAUUUAUUGUGUUGUUGGUCGCCCUGCCUUCUCCGGUUUCUUUCACGUUCUAACGCCCCUUCUCCCGUUUACUUAGCCGCGAAGAAUCCGUCUUUACUCUAUUCUCUCUUUUUCUCUAGAACUGUAUGUAGUCAAAAACCCAUCUCUCACGUCAAUCAAACAUGGAUUUCGUUACUGCAUCUCCCCCUCUUUCUUCUCCGCCCAACGAUGGAGUUGUCGGUGGUGGAAGAAGUGAAGGGGAAAGCUUUAUGGCUUCCGAGCUUGUUGAGCGGCUCGUCGUUGGCGUUAUCACCUGCGUUUUCGCUAUAGUGGGAACCCCUAUAGGUGCUGUUACAGGAGCAGUGAUAGGCCUUGCGACAGAGACAGGGUUGUUUAGGGGAGCUGGAAUUGGUGCCAUUUCUGGGGCUGUCUUCUCCGUUGAGGCAGUUGAAUCUUCUGUCGCCCUCUGGCAUUCCAGUGAUUCAGGAAUUUGGAGUAUCCUCUAUGUGAUUGACAUCAUAUGCAGUCUUUUGAGUGGUAGAAUUGUCCGAGAGAAGGUUGGUCCUGCAGUUAUGAGCGCAGUACAGAGCCAGAUGAAUGCUUUAGAAUCUCCUUAUGUUGAAGCUCCAGAUAUCUUUGAAACUGGUGGAACUCGAGGCAUGUCAAAGGAUUCCGUUGAAUCUCUUCCAAAGCUUAAAAUAUCUUCAGAUAACAUCAUGGAUUGCUCGGGAGAAAAGAUUUGCUGUUCUGUUUGCUUGCAGGAUGUCCAAGUUGGGGAAACAGCAAGGAGCUUACCAUAUUGCCAACAUGUCUUCCAUUUACCUUGCAUUGAUAGUUGGCUCUUCAGGCAUGGUUCUUGCCCUCUAUGCAGGAGAGACAUUUAGAUAUGUUUGUAGAUUCUUUUGAUUCUUUUUUGCUGUUACAACUUCACUUCUCCUUCUUGUAAAUCUAGAUCUUUGUGAGUGGUCUUAUCCUUUGAAGGAUCCAUGGAUGUUUCUGGGAGCAGUUUUAGGUGUUCUAUAGAGACUUUGCUUUCGUUUGGGACAGCAUUCUUGCUGCUUCUUAAAGCAGUUUUAUAGUACAAAUUUUUGUACUAAAAAAUUGCUUUAAGCAGUAGUAAAAAAAAUCAUCCCAAACGAAGCUUUUGUUUGAGGGGAUCUUUGUAUAAGUUUAGCUACAUUAUAAACCUUCCUUUAACAUAAGAAAUAUGAUGUUAAUAUGGCUUUAACAUUGA